This is a messenger RNA of Arabidopsis arenosa, 756 nucleotides long. The record is from the annotation of a GenBank genome assembly. NCBI's taxonomy places the organism in Eukaryota, Viridiplantae, Streptophyta, Magnoliopsida, Brassicales, Brassicaceae.
CCGGAAGAUCUUAAGGAACUGAGAAAUUUUUGGCCUGAGAACUGAGAAGAAACAGAUCUGAAGAUGGAGUGUGUAUUUGGUCUAGUUGGGAAUGGAUUCGCUAUCGUGGCGGCGGAUACAUCAGCAGUUCACAGUAUUCUUCUUCACAAGAACAAGGAGGACAAGAUCAUGGUUCUUGACUCUCACAAGCUCGUCGCCGCUAGUGGCGAGCCUGGUGAUCGGGUUCAGUUUACGGAGUAUGUUCAGAAGAAUGUGUCACUGUAUCAGUUUCGUAAUGGGCUCCCUUUGACUACUGCUGCUGCUGCUAACUUCACUCGUGGAGAGCUCGCUACUGCUUUGAGAAAGAAUCCGUAUUCGGUGAACAUCCUGAUGGCUGGCUACGACAAAGAAGCCGGGGCAUCUCUAUACUACAUUGACUACAUUGCAACUCUUCACAAGGUUGAUAAGGGAGCAUUCGGUUACGGCUCAUACUUCUCUCUCUCUACAAUGGACAGACACUACCGCAGCGACAUGUCUGUUGAAGAAGCCAUUGAAUUGGUCGACAAAUGCAUACUCGAGAUCAGGUCAAGGCUGGUCAUUGCACCACCAAACUUUGUGAUCAAGAUUGUCGACAAGGACGGAGCCCGUGAGUACGAUUGGCGUAUCACCACUGCUGAUGCCUGAGUUGUUUUUAUUGUGGUUUAUUAGACAUUUAUGUUACUCAGCUCACAUUUACUUCUCUAUUGAACUUGAGGCUCCCUGGAUGUUAAAGUUCCU